Molecule: messenger RNA, 1275 nt
Organism: Sordaria macrospora k-hell
Lineage: Eukaryota; Fungi; Ascomycota; Sordariomycetes; Sordariales; Sordariaceae
Biological process (GO): mitochondrial translation
Cellular component (GO): mitochondrion
Molecular function (GO): GTPase activity; GTP binding
Source: RefSeq, a predicted model, not a curated record
AUGUCCGGCACAAUAACUGGCAGAGUAGCGGCCAGCGCAACAGCCGCCGUGACUUCAGCAGCCGAGAAUGUCGCAAGAACCGCAACCGUCCUCACAGCCGCCGGCGGCUUCUCACCGCGCGAAGUCUACGAAUCCUCGACGCAAAUCACCCGCUCCUACUACCUCGGCCACCACGCCUCCGCCCUCAACAAAAUGCGCCAGACCAUCUCGAACGUCGGCCUGAUCAUCGAAUGUCGCGACUUCCGCGUGCCCAUCUGCUCAUGGAACCCUCUCCUCGAGCGCAGUCUAGCCGCCUCCGCCGCCGGCGAGCGCUCCCGCAUCGUCGUUUACACCAAGCACGACCUCGGUCCGCCGUCGGGCAACUUCUCCAAGGAAACCUCCAUCGAAAGCUACACCGACGGCCGCUACCAAAGCGGCAAGGACAUCGUCAAGACGCUCCGCAAAUUCCACAAGAACUCGCACACCACCAAGGACGUCAUGUUCCUCGGCACCUCGGCCGGCGCCCGCAGCCGCAACGACGCGCCCAACAACGACAAGAACCUGCUCGCGGCCAUCAAGCGCAUCGCCCUCGAAGCCGAGUCCCUGACGGGCAUGCGCGCCAUGGUCGUCGGCAUGCCCAACAGCGGCAAGUCGACUCUUCUCAACCGGCUGCGCGCCAAGGGCAUGGGUCUCCCCAAAGCUGCACAAACGGGCUCCACGCCGGGCGUCACCCGUAAGAUCGGCACCCCCGUGCGCAUCAUAGCCGGCGAAUCGGCCGACGACCCCAGCAGCGCCGGCUUGGGAGAAGGUGUCUUCAUCAUGGACACCCCCGGCGUGUUCAUCCCGUACGUCUCGGACCCGGAGGACAUGAUGCGUCUUGCGCUAGUAGGGUGCGUGAAAGAUGGUGUCAUCCCGUCCGUCACGGUAGCCGAUUAUUUGCUGUAUCACCUCAACCUCGUCGACCCAAAACUCUACACGCGCAAGUUCGACCUGGGCAAGCCAACCAACGACGUGCACGAGUUCCUUAGGGCGGUGGCGACGCGCACCGGCAAACUGAGAAAGGGGUCGGAGCUGAACCUGGAGAACGCGGCCGACUGGGUGGUGCAGGCGUGGCGGCGCGGAGACCUGGGCCGGUUCGCGCUUGAAAAGGUCACAGAGGAGACGCUGGCGCAGGCGGUGGAGAAGGCCAGGGAGCCGACGGUGAGUAUCAGCCAGGCGAGAAAGCGGGAGAAGGAGCAGAGGAAGGUUGCGCAGCAGAUGAAGUGGGCGGGUAUCUCGGCGCCGCCUGUUGCGUAG